AUGGCCGUAGAGUUGAAGGCCUCGAUUUUGAUCGAUGUUGGUAUGACGGGGUCAGCGGCACAAUAUAUCAUAGGGCUUAACGACAAUAAUACCUCUAAUCAACCUGGACAUUUCAGUAUGCCUCGUCUGACCUACUCUCAGGCCUCUGAGCAAGCUAGCGUCGAAGGUAGACAGAAAAUGUUUACCCACGUUGAAGCAGCUGUACAGGCGAUUCUCGCGGAUAACACAACCGUCUACCCCCCUAGCAUACCAAGUGCAAUCGUCCACAACUUUCGCCAUGCGCCAAUCCCCUUGUGGGAAUUUCACGUCGCUUAUCCAGCUUUGCCCGGCCCGCCCAAAAACCUCCAGUACUGGCUGGACUGCGCCGAGCAGGAUAUCUGGCCGGAAGCAAAGCCAGACGACAACCAGGAGUAA
Messenger RNA from Venustampulla echinocandica, 414 nucleotides. RefSeq lists its product as uncharacterized. The record is from RefSeq and is a predicted model, not a curated record. Lineage: Eukaryota; Fungi; Ascomycota; Leotiomycetes; Helotiales; Pleuroascaceae. The transcript is spliced from 3 exons. Bases 1 to 414 code for a protein of 137 amino acids.